AUGCAGCAAGAAACCAGCUCGGAGGCCAAGCGGCCCAACUUCCUUCUCAUCGUGGCCGACGACCUAGGCUUCAGCGACUGCAGCUGCUACGGGUCCGAGAUCCAAACCCCCAACAUCGACUCCCUCGCCACAGCAGAAGCCAGCUCGCUCCGGUUCACCGAGUUCCACGUCGCGGCAGCAUGCUCACCCACGCGGUCGAUGCUCAUGACGGGGACGGACCACCACAUCGCGGGGCUGGGCCAGCUGCAGGAGUUUACGCGCAGCUCGCCGGCGCACAGGGGCCAGAAAGGGCAUGAGGGGUAUCUGAAUGAGGGGGUUGUUGCCCUGCCUCAGAUCUUGCAAAAGGAGGGCGGGUAUCUGACUCUGAUGUCGGGGAAAUGGCAUCUUGGGGUGCAGCAGGAGCAUCAUCCUGUCCGGCGGGGGUUUGACAAGUCUUUUGCCCUUCUUCCUGGUUGUGCCAACCAUUACAACUACGAGCCAGCAUAUCAAGACCCAUUCAACGAACCUGGUAGGUUUUUCGAGACCGCCACCAGGGCCCUUCACGCAGAAGACGACCACUACGUCGAGGACCUACCCAAAGGCUGGUAUUCUUCCGACGGCUACACCGACAAAAUGCUGUCAUAUCUAUCCUCAAGAACCGAGCAAGAACUCCAAAAGCCCUUCUUCGCCUACCUCCCCUUCUCUGCCCCGCACUGGCCCCUCCAGGCACCCCCAGAGAACAUGGCCAAGUACCGCGGCCUCUACGACGACGGUCCCGAGGCCCUGCGGCAGAGGCGCGUGCAGAAGCUCAAGGAGCUGGGGCUGGUGCACCCUGACGCCAAGCCACACCCUGUCGUGGCAGGACCAGGGGACGUCGACGAGUGGGAGCAUCUAGACGACGAGGUGCGCGCAAAGUCGGCUCGGGCGAUGGAGGCGUACAGUGGCAUGGUGGACCGCAUGGACUGGAACAUUGGAAGGGUGUUGGACUACCUCAAGGCGUCGGGCGAGUACGACAACACUCUUAUCCUCUUCAUGAGCGAUAAUGGGGCCGAGGGCGCGUCGUAUGAGGCCUCGCCCAUCGUGGGGCCGCGGAUCCUCGAGCAUAUCGACAAGUACUACGACAACAGUCUCGAGAAUAUCGGCAGGGGAGACUCGUUUGUGUGGUAUGGGUGUCGCUGGGCACAAGCAGCCACGGCGCCGUCGCGGCUGUACAAGAUGUUCUCCACGGAGGGCGGCUGCCGGGUUCCUCUGGUGGUGAAACCACCCAAGACUGGGCUUGCCGGGGAGGGAAGAGGAGAAGACAGAAGAGGAGGAGGAGGAGGAGGUAUCAUCACGGAUGCCUUUUGUACUGUCAUGGACCUCGUGCCCACCGUGCUCGACCUGGCUGGACUGCUGGACAAACACCCAGGCGGCACCAUGCAGAACGGCCACACCAUCGCCCCCCUCCGCGGCCGCAGCUGGAAGUCCUACCUGCACCAAAUCGCAGCAUCUGGAGGCCAAGCCCCACGCCUCGAAAUUCACGACAAGGACUACGUAGUAGGCUUUGAGAUUGCCGGUUCCGGAGCCCUUCGCCGCGGGGAUUGGAAGAUCACCUUUGUCCCUGCGCCGAGGGGCCCGCAGAGGUGGGAGCUGUUCAAUAUCCGAGAUGAUCCUGGGGAGACCAGCGAUCUAGCUGAGGCGAGGCGUGAUGUGUUUGUGGACCUGCUGCGGUGCUGGGAGGAGUACAAGGCCGAGGUGGGCGUGGUCGGUCUGGCGGGCGAGUAUCCUGCGGCGGUGCAGGGCGAUGCGAGCACGUAUGCAAAGGAUGAGUUUGAGGAUCCGUAUGCUUGGAUCAAGUAUAUUGGACGGCCUGAAAGGACGCCUGCACACCUGCUUGGUCGGAUUCCGCUGACGGGGCAGGGUCGGGAGAUGUAA
Molecule: messenger RNA, 1893 nt
Organism: Cryphonectria parasitica EP155
Lineage: Eukaryota; Fungi; Ascomycota; Sordariomycetes; Diaporthales; Cryphonectriaceae
Product: arylsulfatase
Exons: 2
Coding region: 1-1893 (630 amino acids)
Molecular function (GO): arylsulfatase activity
Source: RefSeq, a predicted model, not a curated record